GCCGAGUAUAGCUAUAUUAUUUCCCGCGUAUCAUAAAAACAUUUCCCGCUUCUCACCCCCAAAAAAAACCCUAAAAUUCUUCACCAAUCAAAUGGGAACCAAGCACCAAUCUUCCGACGCCGCCGUCUCCGAUACCAAAAAGCGUCGGAAAGUCGCUUUCUCCAAAUCCGAUGAAGGUGUUCUACCUAACGAAUGCAUCAAAAUCUACUUCGUUUCUAAGGAAGAGGAAUUUGGCUCUCCUGAAAGUUUCCUAAUCGAACCUGUUGAUCUCGCUCCUUUCUUUGAAGAAGAUGGCAAAAUAUAUGGCUAUCAAGGCUUAAAGAUCACUGUCUGGAUUAGCAGCAUAUCAUUUCAAGCAUUUGCUGAUAUAUCUUUUGAGAGCACAUCUGAUGCUGGGAAAGGAAUCACCGAUUUGAAAUCUUCUCUUCAGAAUAUAUUUGCCGAUAAUCUGGUUGAGACAAAAGAUGACUUCCUCAGAACAUUUGCUACAGAGAAUAAUUAUGUUAAAUCUAUGAUCUCAAGUGGAAAAGUAAUUCAACAAAACCUUCUAGCGAAUAGCAAUGAGUUGGUUAGGAAUUUGAAAGCAGAUUCUUCUGAGCUUGAGUUUGUUCGUGUCGAGGGCACAGCUAUGGGUUUGCUAUACUGUAGAUUGGUACCACUUGUUCUUCUUCUUGUUGAUGGUAGCAAUCCCAUUGAUGUUACUGAUCCUGACUGGGAGAUCUAUCUUCUAGCUGAGAAGAAGACUGAUCAGCAGGAUAACCCAGUUAAACUUCUUGGGUUUGCUGCUCUUUAUCGUUUUUUCCAUUACCCUGAUAGCCACAGGUUGAGACUUGGUCAGAUAUUGGUAUUCCCUCCCUACCAACGCAAGGGUUAUGGCGGUUAUCUCCUUCAAGGACUCACAAACAUGGUCGUUUCAGACAACGUGUAUGAUCUCUCAAUUGAAGAGCCACUGGACUCAUUGCAACACGUAAGGGCUUGUAUCGACAUCCCUCGUUUGCUCGCAUUGGAAUCAAUCCAGCCUGCACUAAACUCAACCGUCAGCCGUCUGAAGGAGGAAAACUUAGCCAAAAGAACUCACAUUACCCGCUUCAGCCCACCUCCAGACAUCAUUGAAGAAGUAAGAAAAUGUCUUAAAAUCAACAAGAAACAGUUUCUACAGUGCUGGGAGAUUCUAAUUUACAUAGCUCUUGACCCCAUUGAUAAACAUCUUGAUAACUUCAAGACUCUUGUGUUGGAUCGUAUUAAGGCUGAUGUCAUUGGUAAAGAUACUGGUGCGGGUGGGAAGCGGGUGGUUGAGGUCCCGACAGAAUAUGAUCAAGAUGCAUCUUUUGUGAUGUUUAAAACAACGGUAGAUGGUGAUGAACCAAACGAGAUUGAGAUGAACGAGGAUGAUAAAAUCAAACAAGAGAAGCAGCUACAAAAACUAGUUGAUGAAAGGCUAGAAGCUAUAAAACUGGUUGCACAGAAAGUAUCUGUCAAGAGCUCUUGAAAGUUAGCAUGUUUAGUGCUUAGAGGUAGUAUUUCAUGACGGUUUUCACUUUUCAGUAUAUUUUAUGGUUUUGGACAUACCUACAAAUUUGAGGUGUUUGUAACUUCUAAUGAGCUUGCUAGAUUUUAUAUUAUCUUUAGAAUGGGUUUUACAGCA
Molecule: messenger RNA, 1645 nt
Organism: Erigeron canadensis
Lineage: Eukaryota; Viridiplantae; Streptophyta; Magnoliopsida; Asterales; Asteraceae
Product: histone acetyltransferase type B catalytic subunit
Exons: 10
Coding region: 92-1489 (465 amino acids)
Biological process (GO): subtelomeric heterochromatin formation
Cellular component (GO): nucleus
Molecular function (GO): histone H4 acetyltransferase activity
Source: RefSeq, a predicted model, not a curated record